AUGCCUAAUAUUACAGUUAUUAUUUCGCCAAAGGCGAAUCCCCAUUUUUCGGAACCUACCGACGUUUGCCACAAUAAGUGUGAGUUAUGUGGGAAGAGUAAUAUGCAUUGAUAAGGUCUGACUCUGUUUUACCGAAAGUAAAAGGAAAACAUGGAAGUUUCUCCUGGGUGCUGAAAUAAUGAUUGAGCUUUUUGAGAGGUGCUAGUUUUUAUUUUAUUUCGAAGGGACGAAGUUCCAGUGGCCAGAACCCCUUUUUUGCCUUGGAGAUGGUUGAGCUAGAAAUUAUAAGAAAGUUUCUACGUGUAUUGGGUCGAUUUCAACUUCAAAUGAUUUUAAACUCAACUUAUAUGAAACACGAGAAAAUUUACAAAAAAGAUUGAUUUACUGAAUUGUUUUGCAGUUCGUUUGCGGAAACGCGUGGACUCUUCGCGACGAGAUGCCGUCGAAGCAGGCUUCGAGCCUCGCGACGCCGUCCUCCGCUGCCAUUCGACACAGUCACUUCGCGAUGCGCAGGCUUUCAAUAGAUCUGAGUUCCAGGUGCCAUUUUAUUAAUGUUUCACUCUCUAUCGACCAGCUACAUACAGGCCAGCGACUUAGUCUCUUCCAAUCCCAGUGGUCGGACUUCUGUCUCUCACACAGUUCUCAACUCUGUCGCUCCGUCAGUCUCCAGUUCGAAUUCUCGCAUUGCGACGAAAGUCAGACCCACUGCCAGCAGGUAGUCGCAGAGACGGCCUCGACAGCCUGAAGAUCGUCUUUUCAGGUCCUCGCACGACUACAAUGAAGUCCAUCAGCAAUAUCUCAUCGAGGAGCCUCAGAAGCGUCGAAGUCUCCAGGCUCUUAAUGGUCAGUGUUUUCCGUUCAUCAGGGACUGUCUUCGGGAAAAUAAAACGGUCUGAAAAGUUAGUGAUGAGAACUAGGUAGCGAGUUGUAUUCCAUGUCAGGCAAUUAAAUAAAUAAUAAAAAAAUAGUUCCUAUAGUUUGCAAAUUUUUGAAACAGACAACAGAAAUUUCAAAUCUGAGCCAGAAUAGAAUGAGUUUUUUCUUUACUUUUUUUACAAUGUCUUCCGUUUUUCAAGUCCAAUAUAUUCUAAAAAGAUCUGUAAAUGUUUUGAGUUUUGGCCGUAGAGAUGUUUGCAGGCCAAAGGAAACUUUCUGUAGUGAGUCACGUGGCUGUCUUUUAUCGUCAGGCGUUAUCAGUGCUCUUGUCAAACUGUAACCAUUUGCAUUGGCACUCGGUUCCGCUGCCUUCCAUUUCAGUUUCGAAGCUCCAGUAUAUAAUUUUGCAGCGAACUCGCUUUACCAAAUGACCAGCGAUCGGAUGGCGAAUUCUGAGCAAUGGCCCCAAGAAGAACACAUUUUCAAUGGUUUGUUCAUCAUUAAGAACACGUAUUUUCCUAAAUUUUCCCUAAAUUCUUUCCGUAAACUUUAGUGUGUGAGAAAUGAAACAUUUUUCUAAACAUUGAAAAAAUUCAUUGUUCUUCGUUUGUUCUUAAUAAUAGUUACUAGAAAAGAUUCUCGUUACCCCAUUACAAAGACACUUGAUUUUUUUUUGAGUUUUCAGAGCUAUCACUUUCUAAGAUAAAAAUUUUGAAUUAUUGAUAAAACAAUUUAAGUUUCAAAGGUGAAAGUUGUUCAUUUUCACUUGAUAAAAAGUAUAUUGCGAAAAAAACGUAAAUCAGCUGCUGAGUCAGAAAAAAACGGUAAGAGAGAGCCAAAAUAUUUCUAAACAUUUCAAAUAGUAUUUUUCUAAAAUUUUUUUAAUGCCUAAAAAGAAACCCUAUUCUGGCAAUACAGGAAAGUCAGUUCAAAACCUUAUUUGAAGAAAUUAUCAUUUAUUCAUCACUUAUUGUGUAGAAAUCAUCUCCAGUAAACAUAAUGCUUGAGUGGGAAUUUCAGGACAACACCAUGGAAUUUGCGACUCAACCACCCCGACUUUCCCCAACGAGUUAGUUUUAUUUCUAAUAUCCUUCAAUUGCAUCGUCGAGUUUCACGGUCCAUAUUGGUUCGCAAUAGAAAAGGUUUUUUUAAUAACUUUCAUCAUAAUUAGUUGGAAAAGUAUCCUUUAGCGCCUAAAAUGAAAAAAUUCUUGGUUAAAGAUCAUCAAAAAUUCAUUGGUUCUAACAAUUUUUCUUUGGGAUCUUUAAUUUUUCCCAGAGGCAAUGUUUAUAAUAAAGUAUUAGCGGAGUUAUUUUUGCGUUGGAAUCGCAAGUCACAACGUCGGAGACCUGCGGAACUGCUGUUUCACGGGCUUCCACAUAUGUUUCUCGGACUUUUUACGGGUCAAUCGACAGUAUUCGUCAACUGAGCCCCGUUUCUGUCGCUCUCUUUCAUAUCCAGACUAUUAGAAUUCCCGAUUUUUGAAGAAAUCACUCAAAAACAGUUGCUUUUCCAAAGACUUAUAACUAGUUAAAACUUGGAUUCAGUUCAAAAUUGUUCGAGAGUUAAUGCUUGAUUUUUUUUUUUCGUUUUCAUGAAGUUAAAUGGCGUAAAAAGUUCUAGUCGCUCCAUUUCAAUAAAGUAAUAAGUUACCGAAAAAAGGAGUCUGUAUAUAAUUUUCAAUGUUGACAGCAAAUCCGCUUGUAUGUGCGCUUGAAAGAUAACGUCUGCAGAAAGUUUUAACGACGUGUAUUUUUUCUCAUUCAAUUUGUGGAAAAAUAGUAAGGAAUGUGUGUUUGAGGCUUUGAAAAAAAAUUUUCUCCCUAAGUUCAGAAUAUAUUUUUUUCUUUUUUGUCUUAAAAUAUUUUGAUCUUUAAUUUUUCCUCUUUCCUCAUGAAUCUAUAUUUUUGACUGCAGACCCUCUUGUAACCUCCUGUUAGGGUCAUCCAUUCUCACAAGAUGUCCAAUUGCGGUCGAUUCAAAUUAGGUGGGGUCUUCCCCUCGUGCGCCCUCUACGUUUCCGCACAUGCCUCGCCGUCUUGCUCAACCGUUCUGUUGUUCAGCAGACCUCUUAUUUGCAUUCUACUUACUUAUUCUAUCCAUACUUGCUUGUGAGCAGCGUGAAAUUUACUAAACAGUCUUUCAUUUUCCAAGUUUUUGAAGUACAACUCACUAUCUUCAGAGCUUCACAUAAUCUCCAUUUUACUCAGGAAAGAGUUAACUAUUUUAUUUUAUUUUUUUAUUCAGUAACAUUUUUUCUUCCUCAUUCUAUGCCUUUCUACCGCUUGAGCGGCGUCGGAGCCCCAAGUCGAUUAGCCGAGGUCCUAUCCUGAUAUGUGAUUAUUGUGAACUGGCUCGAGUGACAUAUCCGUCCUUGUGUGUGACGGCUGGGGAAUUUGAUGUCGUGGUUUCCCACUACCAACAUUUCUUAAACCCCUUGGUUGGGUCGAGGCGGGGAUCGAACUUGUGACCCUAUGGAUCGUAUACAGGCACACAACCUGUUGCUCUUUUCAAGUACUGUAGAGCGCGGUUUCUUUUUUUUUUAGUUUUUUAGAUUUAAUUUUCUACUGUCUCACUCUAUUCGAUUUAGCGCACUCUAAAUCCAUUGCUCCUUAUCAGUGAGUUUUUCAAGAAAUUUGAAGAAUUAAAAUGGAAAUUGAGCAAGAAACAAUUUCUACUAAACAUAAACAUUUUUCCGAUUUAGAUGAAUUCAAUGUUAGUAAUAGUUUUCAAGAAGAAGCUUUAAACUUGGCAGCGGCGCAUCUUGUUUUCCAUUCUGUUUAUCCAAUUUUGAUGUGUCCCUCAGCAUAUGUCGAGAAUGCGAAUGGAUUGCGUGGUAUCGCGACGGGUGGCCGUGCUUUCCAGACGUCGUCAAACCCUUCACGGUUCUGCUCGCGUGCAAUUAUUUAUUUCAUUUUUAUUUUCUCGAGAAAAAACUCCAAUAGUUUAUGCUGCCCUACUGACUGUUUAUGUGAGUAACCCGAUUCAAGGCAUAUAACAACUGGGCGAAAAGCUCAUUGCGUUUAUUUACCAAUAAGAAACCGAGACGCCCCCAAAGCCUCUUUGAUUUGGGGCCAAUGCUCCUUCGAAUGCACAACAGAACACCUUUUUAUUCAUUUAUUUUUUCUUAGGUUUGUUUUUUUCGACCAGAGCUUACGGAAAUUAGAGACAAAAAUUUUUAAUUUUUAACUUGAUCAUUUUUUUUUACUCAUUUGAAAAAGAAACGACUCAUUCGACUGAUUGUCCGCGAUUUUUCUAAACUCGUCUGAGCCUCUCACAGCAAGUUAUUUUUUGUUUCGUAAACACAUUUCUUCGAAUUUUCUGUAGCUGUCAGAUAGCACGAUGCGGAACUUUUCAUGACGACGCCGACAUUUGAGAAAGAGGAAAGAUGGUCGAUGAGGCCUUCUUGCUCUUGUAAUGAUUCCCUGUUCACCAUUUCCGACACCGAGGGCUCGGAUAUCGAAGCUAAUUUUCGGCGCAAAAAUGUCAAGGAUGUCUGGAAACGCAGGUUAAAAUAGUCUUUCUGCAUAGAAAAUGAUAUAAAAGUGAAACCGACGAUGCAAUUCAAAUUUUAUACUUUUUAUCUUACAUUUUCACAUUUUUUUUUUGUUCAGCCAUCGAAGGAGUGUCCAGAACGACAGCCGGAAUUCUUUUUUUGAUGGCGUCAGAAUGACUUCCACACCAAAAAGCCGAGUUAGUUUCCUUCUUUUUCUGUUUUAGUUAAUGACAAAAUCCAACGAUUCAAACUACUCCAGUCUUCAAAUCAAUUUUUUCAAGAAAAUGCCAGAGUGAAAAAAAAAGAGAAAAAAAAGCAGUUCGUAUUCCUCAUUUUUUCUUUAUUCUGAAUAAAGUUUGAAAGUCGCAAAAUGCCCUAUUUAUCGAAGUUAGGCCGCGAGAACAAUUGCAUUCUGUUUGUUUUUGGGAUGGUCACCUUAAUAGUUUAUUUUGUCUCGUUGCCUGUCUAUUUGUUAUUCUUUUCGUGAUAUUCCAGUUUAAAUUUGAACAGAUUCUGCUUCCUAUUGAGAAAAGCGGAGUAUUUCUUCUGUUGAAUAGUAGUUCUCAACUUUUUUCAAAAACUAAACAUCUUCUUCUUUCGAGAGUUUUACUCAGUACCUUUUAAGGUAAUAAAACAGUCUCUUCUGUUUUCGAAUUGGAUAGCUCUAAUAAACUCUAGGAAUUUCGAUUUUCUUAGCAAACAAGAGUCCUAGUCAGCCUACGAAGUAUGAUUAAAGUUAGGUAUGGUCAGUUUCAAGUCUAAAUUCAGCUUGAAAAAUAUGUCUGAACUGGUUUCUAGAUAAUUAAAAUUGUAAAUAAAGUCUCCUCCUGUUGUCUCUAAUUGGAUAGAAAUUGGGCUGACCGGUUUCUGACGUGAACGCAUUCGUCGGGGUCUUCUCAAAAUUAGGAAAUUCGCGAAUCGGAUUUUAAUUGAGAAUGGAUUGAAUGGCGAGAUAACUUUUUGUUUUUCCCACCCAAUUUUCACUCAAAACACUAUUAUUACUCGGUCAAUUAUAUUUAAUGUUGAGUUAAAAUUCAUUUUUUUCUAAAUCCUUUCAUCUAUAAAGGUCCAAAAAAUAGUUGACAAGUAACUCUGUCAUUUUUGUUAACAAUAUUUUAAUAUUUUUUCCGGCACAGAAUUUGCGUUGAUGAUUUAGUGUGUACGAGAAGAUGUUAAGAAGCUACUGAAACGGAUCGCCGCCACCACUGCUGGGGAACAAAUUUUGCGAGAGGAAAGAAAGCUUUUCUGAAGAGUUGAAUGUUCUAAGUUUUUGCGGUCAGGGAACCUUAAUUAGUCCAAAUCGUCUUUAGCAACUAUUUAAUCGCCCUCUAGAAAUGAAAGUCGGACCGACAAAAGCGUUCGUCUGUUUGAUUUCUCUGCUGUCUACUGCGGACUGCACACUUGCUUCUCCAUCUCUGUCUCUCGCUCCUUCGCAGAAUUUGCCUCCCUCCCUGACUUCUGACAGGCGACGUACGUUUGCAUUCCUGUUGUCCUUCACACAUGGCUGUUUUGCUGCUGACCUCACCCAUCCAUUUUUCCGAUCCGUUUUACGGUUUUCAUAAUAGUUUUUACUUUAUAAGUUCCUGUAAGCUGAAUAUUUUCGGAAUAACGAGUUUCAAAAUAAAAAAGAAACGUUUUUUAUCCAGUCUUAAUUAAACUAUCAGGGAGAUUCUUAUCUCGUUUAUUUAUUGCAGCCAGAUGGCAUUGGGCGUGGUGGUGAAUUAUUCGUACUUACCAUUGCAAUGAAAAUACCUACCUUUUGUUUUGACCUUCAAAAAAUCAUAAAAUGUGUUAUUGCUUUGUUUUGAAAACUUACAUUUCAUAAAAAAAUACAGAAUUUUUUAUUUAUUUUUCUGCAAAAUUAGCAAGAACAGAUUAGCGAGAUAUUUUGUCUUUUUGAGCUAUGUUGGAGAUUCGAGGUAGGAUUAGCAAACCGUUCACUAGCCUUAUAAUGUUGAAAAUAAUGUUGAAAAUAACUUGAAAAUCGAUAUUUAUUUGCAACGAAUGCAUAUAAUUGUCCCGUGAAUCGGAUCACAACCGGCGACUUCAUUUUUGCGCGUUUGCGCUGCGCGGCUCUCCAUUGAAUGGAGUUGAAGUGCUCUGUGACGCAGAUGGGCUCUUCUACGGCUCUUUUGUCCUUAAAACGUGCGUUUUUCCAAUUUUCGUUGUUGGAAGUACUGCAAGUUCCACAAGGUUUUCUUCAGAAUCUUUCCAAUCAAUCUUGAUCAGUUGACUCAUGGUUUCCUGUCAAAACUAAGAGGUUGAGGCGGGCGGGCGCCGUACUUCCCUUCUCAUGGUCUUCCAAGUACUGCAAAUAGCUGUCGCUCGUGUCAAGUGACUGAGGGAAUUUACGAACCUUCUAUUUUCAAUAUUCGGGUCGACCCACAUAUGUUUCCGUUAUAGUUAACUUGAACUAACUAAAAUCAAAAGAAUAAACGGGAAAUCUUACAGAAUGAAAAAGUCGAUAUUAGCCCCCUCCCCCAGAGUCGCAAAAAUUUUUUUCUGGUCACUAUACAGCCAAGUCAGUCCUUCUCAUCUUCAAACUUGCGACGCCGCUGUUUUUGCUGAAUUUAUAAGGAGGCUCCCUCAUAGUUUUGUAUUCUGAUUUUCAUAGGCAAACCCUUACUUUUUCUGUAUCAUCGUCAAAAUUUCGCAGAAAAUAGAAAUGUUUAUGGCGAUUGUCAGUGCGUGAAACUGUUGGAAAUUUGAGUGUUUGAUGAAGUUCGAGGCAAAAAGACGUAGAAAGUCUCAUGAAAUGCUAGAGGCGACCAUUUUUGGAAAGUUUUUAUUUAUGAACAGUCCGAUUAGAUAGUUUUCAACUUUUUGGGGCGUUUUCGAGGCCAAGCUAGCGCGUUUUUUGAGAUUUGGGACAUAGAUGAAAAGCUUUAUGAACUCUAGUGAAGCUUUCUUUUUUUUCUUGUUUUCGAGUUGACUUCCAGUUUAUUAUAAGCUAAUUCUACAAAUGAUAAAUGUACGAAUUUGUUAGAUUUGUAACAGACAUAUGAUUGUUCAUAAAACGUAUGGAAACAUUUUCCCAUGGUUUUCCUUUUAUUGCUCCGCCUACACGCUUGGGAUCCAAGUGAAGAUAUUUUCUCAGAAAAAAUUUUUUUAUUCAUCAACGGGAACGAUUUGAACUUGUGAGAAGCGGCCGCCCGUGGACAAAUGUGUGAUUGUGACUCGCCCUUUCGUUGUGAGACAUGGUCUCUCGGAAAAGUCUCCGAUUUCCCAUCGUUUCUUUUCGGCGUUACGAUCACUCCAAUUAUAUAAGAUGGACGGUUCCUCAGCCGAGCUGGCUGAUGUUCUACUUCUCAGUUCUCGCGAUAAGACCGACAGGUGGCCUCGGCUAAUUGAGUUGAAGAUUUUGUCUCAACAAGGUCUUUGUUGAAAGCAACUGAUUUUGCCUCGUUUUCCUCCUAAUUCUUCCGCUUCUCCCCACCUUUCUUUCCCCUUUUUCCGUUGCAUUAGUUUUUUGACUUAUGCGGGUUCAUUUGCCGUUGUAAUCUACUUUCGACCCCUUAAAUCUAACUUUUCCCAUUGAUAAUUAUUUCUGUCGCUCUGCGCAAACAAAAAGGACUUUCAUUUGCGGGCGAGAGCAAUGUUUUGUUAACGCCUUUUUUUUCGCGACUGUCGCCGCACGAAGAGAAGAUUCGUUCCUACCAACGCAUCGUCCUGAACAACAUUUUGUCUCUUUUCCGUUGAAAUGUUCAUCUUUUUUCAAAUGAAUGCGUCAAAAUAAAAUAAGGUUUUUAUAUUUUCAACAAAUCAGAAUCUGGAAAAUUUUCAGGAAUAUUUUUUAUCAACGUUCUUGACAUCUUUAGCUUGCAGUUUUAAACUGAUAGAGGUCCCUCGGCUAAUUUAGUUGAAGUCCGCAUUCCCUAUUUACUGGAGAAUAAAAAAUUUUUUAUCUGAGUUUUUCGAGAAUAGUCUAAUCAAAACUAUUUCAAGAAAAGUUUUUGUAACGAAAGAAAGUUGUUUUGAGAAGUUCUUUUUUUCGAGAAAGUUAGAUCAGUAACUAUUCAAUUUUUUCUUCUUUUUAUACAACCAGUUUUUCCUUUGUUUUCGUAUAUGCCGUCUUUUCGUCUAUUUUGAACGUUGUUUCCAUUCAAAAUAAGAGUUGAUUUCAGCGAAACGAGUUCCCCUCUCCUAUCAAACUAUCAACCAUAGGCGUAGUAAUAUUUCUGUAAGAAAAAAAGCUGCUCAAUAUCAAAAAAAAGCAUCGAUUUUCAUAAUCGAGACUAAAAAAUAAAUACUUUUCUACUUUUUUUUUAAUUCUCUGAUGCACUGCUGCUGCAACGGAAUGAGCCGAUUUUAUAACAAAAUGAUGGAAAAAAUCACGGGGAAUGGCUCGUCCACUUCCUCGCCGAAUGGAGUAACAAAGGCCGCUAAGAACGGUCUACCCGUCGAAAGUCCCAAGUUGAACAACAAGAGAAAACCAGAGGUAAUUUUGCUGCGCCGUUCUUUCGGUUUAAUUUUUUGAUAUUCAUUCUGAGUCUGGAGCAAGAACGAGAAGAUUUAUUACUGAGCGUUGGAUUUUGUCAAAAAAAAGAACUGAUUGAUUAUUUAACCAAGGGAAUGGUAUAAAAUUUUAUAAACCAAAACACAGGUGGCCGUCGCUCCACAACAACAAAAACCGCGGUAUUCUUCUGGUUCUCGGGACGAACUUCAUCUAAGAAAUCCGUUAGUUUUUUCCAUUCUCAAUAGUCACGAAAAAUAAGUUCUUUUCACAGAAACGAACGCAGAAACAGCGGUGGCGCGAACUUGUCGGCGGUUCAGAGUUACAUGCUUAGACAUGGUGGCGAGGAGCGUCUUGGUGAGAACAACAUAAAAAAAAGAAUAUUUUCAAAUGCCCUUUUUUUCAGUUGAUGGACCAAUCACGACGUCCGAAGGCGCUCGGGUAGCCUACUUGGAACGGAAAGUGCGGGAGUUGGAGGAGAUGAUGUCACAGCAGCCGCAGCCGUCGACUAGCGUCCUUCAGCUCACCCCCGUCACACAAGCUAGACGUGCGCACUUCUUCUCUUUUCUCACUUGUUUCGCUAAGGGGAUAACAUUACAUGGCGUAAGCCAUUUUUUUUUUUUUUUUUGAUAACAUUCUUUGAAAAGUUUCUUGUCCGGCGUUUAUCUUCCGUUGUGCGGCGUUCUGCUUUGAACUUCAAAAAAGUUUGUCAGGAUAGAGAUCUCUAGACGAAAAAGUCUCUCAUUAAGGCAUUCGGCGUCGGCGGCGUCUUUGAAACCUCAGCCGGUAACCCCUUUCGGCUAGCCGCCUUUCGUGAUUUGAUAAAGGGAAGGGAGAUCUGAGGAUCCCCGCAGCGUUUUAUUUUCGAUAGCAUUUGCGCAUUAAUGAAAAAAAAAGAUUCGCAAAGCGUAUAAUUUCAAAAAAGUUUACUUUGCUAAGAAAAUUUUAAGAAUUUUUCAUCCAAAGUGGAUAAGACGAAUGUCAUCCGAAUUAUGUUUCUUGUUGCAGUUUCUGAUUCCAGAUGCCCGUAAUGCUCCGCCGACUCAGCUCAUCAUUUCAAAUAAUGGAUCUACGGUAGCUGAACAGAUUAGGUUAGUGAUCAUUAUUUCUAAACCUAAAAAAUUUUUUUUAAGAAUGCAGGAAAUGACUGAACAACUUUCGUCGAAGGAGAAAAAAGUUGCAGAACUAGAGGUUUUUUCUGUCGUUUUGUUCUGAAGAAGAAAAAGUUGGUUUUUCAGAAGAAGCUGUUGAAGGCGUACACGCGUAUAGAGAAGCAGCAGGAGGAGUUCGACGACAAAGUUCGCGGCGUCAUUUCCGAUUCUGAACGAGCAAGAGACGAUCUGACCCGCAUGGUAGAAAGGUACGACUGAGAUUUUUAAGGAGACGAAUGAAAAUUAAUUUCAAUAUCAGGUUUUGGAGCAUUCCAUGACUUUAGUGGUACAAUUUGUCCAAUUUUCGAAGGCAUAAACUUCAUACUUUUUUAAUAUCAAAAGCGAUCACUCGUUGAUCUUUUUGUGCCAUUCAGCUCCGGAUGAUUCAGAAUGCGACAGUUGGAGGCUGAAGCCGAAGUCCUACGUUCGCACUCUGCCUAUGGCGACAACGCGAAUGAGCAAGCCUAUCGGGAACUUCAAGACAAAAUUUGGAAGCAGGUUAGUCUUUCAUUCGACUUCAAGCUCAAAGAACUUCUUUCUAGGACCGAGAGAUCAAGGACCAGCGGAUCCAGAUGGAAAAACUUCGAGGGAAAGAAGCCGAGUUCGAGAAAAUGCGCUCUGAAAUGGUCUACCUCGAAAUGCAGAACGAAGAGCUCAACAAGACUCUCGAGGCUAAGAAAACGGUCGUCGAGGAACUCGAGCGCAAUGUUAACGUUCGUCAAUUUUCGCUAGCUUUUUUUCGUUUUGAAUUCUUAGUAGAUUAAGAAAAAAAAGGGCAGGGACAUGAAUUUACAAGACAUCAAAAUGAAAAUGAAACGCAAAAAAAGCGAAAAUUGAAAUACUUUCAGUCAAUAUCAUCUUUAAUAUUUGUAAGAAACACACUUUCAUUCAGGUCAGAUUAUUUCUAUCUAAUUUAACAUCGACUUUUGUUCUGCCUGAAUUCAAACAACGAUAAAUGAAAAAUGAACAGUUAUCAAUAGGAAUUUGUCUGAACACACUUUAGGCAUUCUAAAUGAGGCUAGAUAGCUGCAGAUUUUCCGCUGGUCUAGGUUGAUCCAAUAGGGAGAUCAAUCGAAAAAAAAUGUUGAUUUUUCUAAUUUUUUUAGUUUUAUUUUUCGCAUACCUUAAACUUUCCUCUGUGCUCUCAGUCACAAGUUUUAUUUGAAAUACAAACUGUUAGAUUCUAGCGCAAGUUUUGCAGACGAUGCGUUUGGAACAGACUCUGUGCCAGCAGUCGUGUUCCUCAGGCUCGACUCCACUAGCCGAAGACAGCGAGUCGAUGGCUGACGUCAUUCGCCCCUCUCUCACUCGUCCUUAUACCAAGGUGAUUGCAAUUAGGUUGAUAUCCCGUUAUCCUGAAUUUUCCGUAUGGAAAAGAUUGAAAGAAACUUCCAUAUGAUUAUUAUAAAAUUGAAUUUAGUUUUCAUGAGUAAAUUUUAGGCUCAUUCGACCUUGGGGUCAAAUAUGUCGCCACUGCCUCAUGCCAAAUCGUCGGGUCUGACAAAGAGUUUCUCCAAUUUUGCCAUCGACGUCACCAAGCGCGACGAUAUAACGGCUGCGAUGAGCAGAUCUAUUAGGUCCGCUUUUUCGUUGCUGAAGGCUUUAGAAGGGUCUUCUUGUCUUUUUCAGUAAUCACUAUAUUUUUUUGAAGAUCUCUGUUUAAAAAAAAUGCCUAAAAAGAAAGUUCAGAAAAAUUCUUGUUUUGAUGUUAAAAAAAUUUUCAGUACUUUUUUCAAUUGGUUGUAUUUACUUUCUCACUCAGAAGAACUGAAAGAAUGUUUUAGGACUCAGCAGCGGCAGAUCACCCUCAGCCGAUUAAUGGUGAGAUGUCUGCGAGAUACGGUGGAAAAGUUGGCGCGAGGUGAAAAUCCCGACGUCUGUCGUUUGUUGGGAAUCAAAAGUUGGUGACUCGAGGGUAGUGCAGAGUUGAAAUUUCCAAUUUCAGCUGACUCCAUGUCGGAAAGCGAAUUCGAGGGCGAACAAACCGCCGAAGAGUCCAAGCCGUUCUCCAUGAUGGCUGCCGAAAAAGCUGUUCGUUUUUUUCUUCCUUCACCUUGAGCUACUUCUUUUCAUGUUUUUUUUUUCAGUUGCACAAGCAGGAACGAGGUCUGAAGGAGCUGGACAGCGACUUGGAGGCGAUCCGCCAGUCGGUCGCUGUCUGGUAUGAAUCGACUUUGGAGCGAAACGGCCAAGGAGACGAAGCUUGCCGAGUCCAAUGA
This is a messenger RNA of Caenorhabditis auriculariae, 12195 nucleotides long. The record is from the annotation of a GenBank genome assembly. NCBI's taxonomy places the organism in Eukaryota, Metazoa, Nematoda, Chromadorea, Rhabditida, Rhabditidae.